Emiliania huxleyi CCMP1516 is the source of this 1329-nucleotide messenger RNA. RefSeq lists its product as hypothetical. The transcript is spliced from 4 exons. Gene Ontology annotation, biological process: pseudouridine synthesis. The record is from RefSeq and is a predicted model, not a curated record. Gene Ontology annotation, molecular function: RNA binding; pseudouridine synthase activity. The coding region runs from base 1 to 1329 and encodes 442 amino acids. Lineage: Eukaryota; Haptophyta; Isochrysidales; Noelaerhabdaceae.
AUGUCGACGCUCGUAGCAGACGCCGAUCCAGCGGCGGUGCAGUCGGUGACGACGGCUGGAAUCCGCGUCGUCGCGCCGCGGUGGGUGGGUGUGUCGCUGCCGAUCGGCCGCAAGCUCUUCUCUGGCGGGAAGCUGCCGCAGGGAGAAGUGGACGUGACCAUCGGGCGCGGGUUGCUCUUGCUCGGCUCCUUUGAGGAUGCGAGGGGCGCGGACGCUGGCGUCCACAGGAGGACUGCGCUGCCAUCGUACCAGUGGUGGAUCCAUCAGCUGGAGUCGGGCCGGCUCCCUGGCGUCGCCGCAAGCGACAAGGUCGGCCCCGACACGGUGCUUGUCGGCCGCUUCCACUACCACGAGCAAUCGAUCGCGGCACAGCCGCCUCUCGAGAUCGUGUUCGAGGACGAGCAUUUUGUCGUAGUCAACAAGCCCGCCGGCGUCGAUGUGCUCGCCAACCCGGACGCAGGGCGCGUGGCCAACUCGCUGACCGGGCUGCUCGCCGAGCACUUCUGCGCAGGCGGCGGCGGCGCAGCCUCCCCGCUGCCGCCGCUUCCGAAGCCGGCUCACCGGCUCGACGCGCCGGUGUCGGGUCUCGUGUGCUGCGGCCGCACCAGCGCCGACGUGAGGCGGCUGCAGCGGCAUAUCGCGGCGCGACGGGUGGAGAAGCGGUAUCUGGCGCGCGUGCGCUGCGUAGGGGGCAGAGCCGCGUUCCCGCCGCUGCCUCUGACGAUCGACGCCCCGCUCGCGUUUGAUAGCGGCCGGUGCUUCGAGCUCAUGUCGGGCGAGGCGAGGUGCCUCGGCGCGGUCGUCGGGAAAGGCGAGGGGAAGGAGGCGACGACCGUCGUCGAGGAGUGCUGGGGGUGGGUCGCCAGCGGCGGCGGCGGCGGGCGAAAAGGCGGCGGCGGCGACGAGACGGCGGUGGUCGUUCUGCGCAUUGUCACGGGGCGCAAGCACCAGAUCCGCUGCCAUCUGCAGCACGCCGGCCUACCAAUCGCGAACGACACGCGGUACGGCGGUGCGGAGGUGCACGCGCCGCCCUCCGCCUUCGGCCUGCCUGUUCCACCGCCCGCCCUCGCGCGGCUGCUGCGCGCCGGUUUCGUCGCUGGGUGCGAGGCCUGCGCUUUUGCGCGCGAUCUGCUCGCCGCUGCGGCCGAGGGGGGAGAGGCGGUGGGCGGUCCGAGGGUGUGCGGGGCGAUCUGGCUGCACUCGUGGAGGUACGCGUUCCCGGAGCUCGGGCUGAGGACGGCGACGGCGCUGAGUGUGACCAGCAUGGCGCUGGGCGAGCUUCCGCGCGCGGAGUUGCUGCGGGAGCCGACAGACAACCCGGAGAGGUAG